AUGAAGUCCACACUCCAACUGUUGACGGCUGUGCUGCCGCUGGCUUCGGCCUACCCCGCGGUCAUGGAGGCACUGGCCCUUGAGAAGCGACAGAAUGAUUUCCCUGAAGUGCCUGCGCCACUGUUCACCACCGACCGUGACAACUGCGGGUCGCAUGGCAAGUGCACAGUCUUCGAUGCUCAAGACCAACUUGUUCCAGUCUCACAGGCCAGCGGUCAUGAGUUCCGUGCCCCAGGUCGCAAUGACCUCCGUGGACAAUGCCCUGGCUUAAACGCAGCUGCGAACCACGCGUACCUUCCGAGAAACGGAUUGGCCACGAUCCAGCAGACCGUCGAUGGUUUGAACGCAGCAUACAGCAUGUCACCCGAGCUUGGCGCAAUUUUGGCAGCCAUUGCUAUUGCCAUCUCAGGUGACCCAAUCACCGGCCGCUGGUCGAUUGGUGGCGGUUUCAACGGCGCGCUCGGUCUCCUUGGACGCCCUACUGGUAUCGCUGGUACACACAACCGCUAUGAGGGAGAUGCCUCCAUUGUCAGAGGUGAUGCCUACAUGCACGGCGGGAAUGUCGGAUUUUUCGAGAUGCACCGCUGGAACCGACUCUACGGUCUCGCCGCUUCAGACGGUGGCCUUACACACGACAAGGUGGCCUCACAGGCGUACUACACCGCUGAAUAUUCGAUCAGGAACAACCCAUACUACUUCUCUGCACCCUUCUCCGGUCUGGUCGCUCCAGAUGCUCACAACUUUGUGGUUCACUUCAUGUCCAACCGCUCGCAAGAAAACAUGGGCGGUGUUCUCAACGGCGAGGUCCUCAAGUCCUUCUUCUCUGUCACUGGCCAGCCCGGCUCUUUCGUUCACACCCCUGGCAAUGAGCGUAUUCCAGAGAACUGGUACAAGCGACCAACUUCUCAACCAAUGAACACUGUUGAUACCAACGUCGACACUGUCAUCAACGACGGCAUGUACCCAGGCAUCAUCAGAUUCGGCGGUAACACUGGUACCGUGAACAGCUUCGUCGGUGUUGAUACCGGCGACCUCACUUCCGGCGCAUUCAACGGAGCCUCGCUCUUGGAAGGUAACAACCUCUCCUGCUUCUUCUUGCAAGCCUCGCAAGCUGGUUUGGCCGAUGCCAUCGACCCUCUCCUCCAGCCUAUUGGCCAGAUCCAGAACUUCUUGAACGCACAGCUCGGACCUCAAAUCAGCGCUCUCGGCUGCCCACAACUCGACAGCUUCGACAACUCGCUGUUCGGCAAAUUCCCAGGUGCCCAGCGCAGGUCUUAG
Cercospora beticola is the source of this 1278-nucleotide messenger RNA. RefSeq lists its product as uncharacterized. Gene Ontology annotation, molecular function: peroxidase activity. The record is from RefSeq and is a predicted model, not a curated record. NCBI's taxonomy places the organism in Eukaryota, Fungi, Ascomycota, Dothideomycetes, Mycosphaerellales, Mycosphaerellaceae.